Messenger RNA from Liolophura sinensis, 16508 nucleotides. RefSeq lists its product as uncharacterized. The record is from RefSeq and is a predicted model, not a curated record. Gene Ontology annotation, molecular function: protein binding; calcium ion binding. NCBI's taxonomy places the organism in Eukaryota, Metazoa, Mollusca, Polyplacophora, Chitonida, Chitonidae.
UACACAAAUCAGUGUUACAUUGGAUUAUUCCAGUUAACAAUUGUGUGCAAAGAUGCCGUUUAAAAUGUAUAUUUAUUAUGCUGCAGCUGUGAGAGAAUUGGGAAAAGAAGGCUCCUUUGGUAACUUGAAUUACAGUAGCUGGGGCCAAGGUGAACCUAACGAUACCAGCAAUCCUGCAAACUGCGUAUACUUGAAGAGUGCUGAUAACUACAACUGGUAUGAUGCAGACUGCAAGGAAAAGCGCCCAAGUCUGUGUAUAUUUUCUCCACAACCAUGCAGAGUGUCUGGUGAUUGUGAAGAAAAUGCUAAGUGUUACAUGGGUCAGUGCCGAUGUAAAGACGGCUUCAGGAGAGAUAUCCUCGGUGAAUGUGAAGAUAUCAAUGAAUGUGAGGAGAAAUCACCUUGUGGUGACCAGCUUUGCAAAAACAAGGAUGGUAGUUUUGAGUGUACCUGCCAAAAUGGUUUUGUGAAAUAUGGCGAACGCUGUUUAUCUGCAAGGACCUGUUCCUCGAAUGAUGACUGUCACACCCGUGCCAGCUGUGUGAACAGCAAAUGUCAGUGUAACCAAGGAUACGAGGGAGAUGGCAAGGACCACUGCGAUAAUGUGAACGAGUGCUUGGAAGAGACAGAUGACUGUUUGAGUAACGCUGAUUGCUUAGACCAUGAUGGAAGUUUUGAAUGUGUCUGUAAGCCUGGCUAUGUUAAGGAUACUUCAGACACCUGUAUCCCUCUUCCAACUGACUGUGAGGCUGUGAGAGUUCGUGAUCCUAAUGCACCCAGUGGCUCUUACCUGGUAGAUCCUGACGGGAAAGGAGGAUGCAAACCAUUUACAGUAUCCUGUGUAAUGAGGGAAGAUGUUGCAAUCACUGUGGUCCCAAGCCACGCACAGACCCCACACCCCAUCCGCUCCAAAAACACCAGACCUGAGGCAGUCAAGAGAGCUGUGGGAUAUACCAAGACUGCUGAACAGAUCAACUGUAUUAUUGAGGCUUCGCAGUUCUGUUACCAGAAUAUGCUAUUUAAAUGCAGUGCCGGUGCAGGUUUUAGUGGAGCCAGCAGUUUCAGCUCUGGUGAUGGACAGGUCCACCCUAUUGACAAGUGUUUCUGCGGAAUGCUGGGCACUUGUGCUAAUCCAGAGGGUGGCUGCAACUGUGAUGGAACACCGAUGGGCGAUCAGGAGGAUGAAGGGAAGAUUAUUGACAAAACUCUGUUGCCAAUAACUUCUCUCAACGUGCCUGGAAUAUCCCCAGGCCAGAAAGCUGCUACUGCUGUUGGACCUCUUAUGUGUGCACAGAAACAGUUUGAUAUUCCAAAGGACUGUGAUGAUGCCAUGAGAAACUAUGGCCUGUCUAAAAAUCGUGCAAUUCUCAUUGAUGUGGAUGGACCAGAUGGUGAUAGUGAUGGAAAUCAACCACCAUUUUUGGUGCAGUGUGAUGUGGAGUCUUACCCUCACACAGGAGUAACUGUCAUCCCACCCAAGGAUUCUGAGACCACUCCAAGCUCCCCUGGAGAUGUACCUGUGGAGUAUCCUGCCCCGCCAAAGGCCAUUGAAAAACUGAUCAAGAGCUCAGACUUCUGUUCUCAGGACAUGUCCUACCUGUGUCAGAACUCUCAACUGAUGGGCGGCGGUGCCAUGGAUGGUUUCUGGACGAGCCAGGAUGGCACACGACGUGAAUACUGGGCCGGCGGUCUGGGUGGACAGUACAAGUGUGGGUGUGGUGUGACCAGGUCAUGUGACCAGGACACCGUACAGUGUAACUGCGACAUUCAGGACGGCAAACAGAGGAAGGACUUUGGUACCAUUAUCAACAAAGACGAAUUGCCUGUAGGCUCUGUUACUCUGAACGACAUUGAUGCAGAAAGCAAGGGCACACUGUCUGUGGGGGCUCUCCGAUGUGGGCAGAAGCAGUUUGGUAUUCCACCAACCUGUCAGCAGUAUAGAGAGAUGGGCUUCACAGAUGACGGCACCUAUUUGAUUGACCCGGAUGGAGCUGAAGGUAACAAGGGCAAAGGAACAAAUGUCAGUCCAUUCCCUGUUGUUUGUGACAUGGUUGAAGAUCGACCUAUUGGUAUAACUAUUGUUGGUCACGACAAUGAGGACACAACAACUGUGGACAAUGCUGAGGACCCAGGCUCAUUCACAAAGGAUAUCACCUACAUUGAGGCCAGCACAGAACAGCUUGAGGCUCUGACAGAUGCCUCUAGUUAUUGUAGUCAGGAAAUGGCCAUCUCGUGUAUCCAGGCAACACUUAGCAACUUGGACAAUCCAUCUACACCAAAUGCAUUCUGGAUUGAUAACAAUGGUGUGAAGAGACAAUACUUUGCUGGCAGUGAAGGAAAUAAGUGUCAGUGUGGAAUAAAUGGAGACUGUGAAAAAGGUGGAAAAUGUAACUGUGAUGCAAACCUUAACAGACUGACGAUAGACAAAGGUGUUCUGGUGAACAAGGAAGACCUGCCUGUGAGACAGGUUAACUUCGGAGACACUGGCGAUAGUGCUGAGGACAAGAUUGACUACAAAGUCGGCAAAUUGGUCUGUCAUGCUUUGUUUGAAACCUGCCACCACAUUCACCAGGCCUACACAAGCCUACCAGGCAUGAAGGAGCCACAAAAUGGCCGCUACAUCAUUGAUCCUGAUGGAGUUCUCAAGGAAGAUCCCUUCAUGGUGGAGUGUGUCUUCCCAUCUAUUACAGUCGUCAAUCUUGAAAGAGCAAAUUACCAUAAGCUACCUGAUAAGCCAGAGAACCAAGGGCCAAAUGCAGUCAAUGUUAAGCCUGUGUAUGUCGAUGCCAGCAUUCCACAGCUAGAGGCUCUGACCGUGGUCUCAGGUUUCUGUCGUCAGUACGCCAGCUAUAGCUGUCAGCACUCACCUCUGAGUACCUAUGGUUCAUGGACCGCCAGCGAUGGAAGCAAACAGCCAGGUUGGGCUGGUAACGCUGGUGGAGACAAGUGUGCCUGUGGAGAAGUGGGUAAAUGUGAGGGAGGUGGAGCCUGUAAUUGUGAUGUAAAUGAUGGAAAACUAAGAAAGGACGAUGGCUGGUUCAUCAACAAGAAACUGCUGCCAGUCACAGAAAUCUCUUUUGGUCUGUUUGAGGGAGACGUAGCUCCAGGGGAAGAGAAGAUGGCUGAAUAUCACUUGGGAGCUCUGGAAUGUAGUAAUGAACAGUUUGGUAUCUUCAAGGACUGCCAAGGACUGAGGAACUCUCAGACCCCCAAUAAUGUUGUGGAGAGUAAUGCUGAGUUGAUUGACCCAGAUCAGGUGGGAGGCUUGGAGCCUUUCACAGUCUACUGUGAGAUGUACAACAAACCUCCGAUCGGAAUCACUGUGAUUCCAGCUGACCUGAAGAAGCCACUGAAUGUGCCAACCAAAGCCACAGAAGUGAAUAUCAUUUACACAUCUGGCAGCCCAGCUCAGCUGACAGCCCUCACUCAGGUGUCCCAGUAUUGUACCCAGGAGAUGAAAUACAGGUGCCGAAACGGGGCACAGCUUGACUUGAGUGGUGACUUAGGACUCUACUCCAGAGAUGGCACAAACUUGGAGUACUGGGCCGGCAACACGGGUGGGUCAGGUUGCGCCGGUGGCAGGUGUAAAUGUGACGGCGGAUCGAACGGUCAGGACAGUGGUGAUGUUUUGGACAAGUUUGUCCUGCCCAUUUCCGCUGUGAAACUGGGAGAGACAAGCGGCAACAGGAAGUUGGUUGUAGGAGAUCUGAGGUGCUCAGGACUUUUCAAGACUUGCCAUGACAUCAAGAUGGCUGGUGCUGAUGUGGACCCCAACUGGACUGGCCAGUACGCCAUUGAUUCCGAUGGUGCUGGAGGUCUGAAACCAUUCGCUGUGCAGUGUGACUUCAUGUCUGUCCCAACUAUCGGUAUCACUGUGGUUAGACCAAAACAGGAUGAAAUCCCUGUGAAAGAUUCCAAGCUUGAGAAAGAAAUUACAUACAAGAACAAAGUAACUCCAGAACAAGCUAACAAGUUGGCUCAAGUGUCAGAGUUCUGUCUACAGGGCAUGAAGUACAAGUGUAAGAAGGCUGCCCUCAUGGGAGCUGGUGGAGCUUUCCUCGGCUACGACGGUACAGUGUCCACCAAGUUUGCUGGGGCUGACAAUGGGGACAAGGACGGCUGUGCCUGUGUGGUACUGGGCACUUGCCCUGACAAUAAAACAUGCAGGUGUGACGCUGAGGGCCCCAUGGAAGUAGAAGAAGGAGACUUUGUGACAAACAGAGACAUCUUACCUGUGACAGGUGUGAAAUCUGAUGGAGUGACUGGGGACGGAGCUGAGGCUUCCUUCUCAGUGGGUAACCUCCGGUGUGGACCAGAACCUUUCGGUUUACCAAAAGAUUGCCAAGAGGCCAUGGAAUUUGGCUACAAGACUGGAGAGGCUUUGAUUCUACCGUCUAACAACGUUGAUCCAUUCAUUGUUUUCUGUGACAUGGAUUCUAACCCAGGCAGAGGAGUGACAGUUGUGCCCACUGAUGUCAAGGAGGUACCAGUGAAUGGACCUAAAGAUGUGCCAGUUGUCUAUGUAGGAGCGAAACCUGAGCAAAUCCAGGCUCUUGUUAGUGAGUCUGAAAAGUGUUACCUGCCCAUGAAAUUCAGCUGCAGAUCAACCAAGUUCUCAGAUGCCUUCUCCAUCAAGGCUGGAGGGAAGAAUGUAACCACCUUUGGGUCAGCUCGACAAAACAGAAUGUGCAGCUGUGGUGAGCAGAAUCGUUGUGGCGGAGAUGAUGGCAGGGCUGCUAUGGAAGUCAGGAACUGCAACUGUGACGUUGGGGAUAACAAGGAUCGCGUGGAUGCUGGAGUGUUUGGUAACCAAGGUGAUAUGCCAGUUACCUCAAUUUCCUUUGGUCCUCAAGAAAAUGGUGGCUCAGGAAGCUUGAGCCUAGGCAGCCUGUACUGUGUGGACAAACCCAUAGAUCUUAAUGAGUGUGACAUUGGAUUCAAUGACUGUCAUGAAAAGGCGGACUGCAUUAACAGGAAUGGGUAUUACCAGUGUGCCUGUCAAGAAGGUUUUAAAGGAAAAGGUCGCCCUGGAGUCUGGGCCAAUGGCAGAGAAUGCUACGAUGAUGAUGAGUGUGCCUUGGGCUUAUGUCCUGACAAUUCUGAAUGUGAGAACACCGAGGGUUCCUACAACUGUAUCUGUAAUCAAGGCUACACAAUGGAUUCAAACAGUGGAACUUGUAUAGAUAUCAAUGAGUGUAAUGAAGUGCCAGGUCCCUGUCAUAAGUUGGCUGAUUGUUUGAACACUGAAUCAUCAUACACCUGUACCUGUAGAGAUGGGUCUGUUGGUGAUGGCGUCCAGUGUACAGAAAUUGCUAAGUGCUCUGUUAUGGAUGCGAGCUAUACCACAUUUGAUAAGCUCACUCUGCCAGUCACCAAACCCUGCCGGUAUAAACUCUCAGACUUUGACUGUGGUAACAGAAGCACCUACUCCAUUGAAGCUUCAUUUUCACAAAGCAUGGCAUUUGCUACACCCAGGUUAAACGAGAUCAUCAUAAGGAGAUCUGGAAAUGUUCUGAAAGUUGGCCAAAACAGGAUUGUAUCUGUAAAUGGUGUCAGAAUUUCCCUGCCAUACUCAGACAGUGACUUUGUUGUACAAAGACAGGGUGAUUUUGUGAUUGUAACCUCCCCAAGAUUAGAACACUGGUCUGUGAGGUUUGAUGGAAGAAAUGAAGCUGAUGUCAGGUACCCAGUUUCCCAAACCAGCAGCAGUUGUGGUUUGUGUGGCAACUUGAAUGGCAAUGCCCAAGAUGAUUACACAGCAGGCGAUAGCUGUUCCAACUUUACAGGCCAGGUGGCUGCAAACCAGCAUGCCUUGUCUUGGUUGAUGUCUUCUGGCCCAUUAUGCUCCUGUGAGGAAGUCACGAUAGAUCCCUGUACACAGGCGUCUGCAUUCUGUGGAAACUUGUUUAAAGAAGAUGGUAUAUUUGGUCGGUGUACUAAGGCUGGUAUUGAUAUACUGGGCAUGAGCAAAUUCGUCAGUUUGUUCGUUACACCCUGUAAUGAGAAGCUUUGCUCAUCUUCUGACCCCUCCCAAGUCGAAUGUGAAACACUCAAGGAUUUCAUCGUGGCAUGCCACGCCUAUAUGGGCGAGCAAUUUGACCCUAACGAUCUUGCCACGAUGGUGCAAAAGAGGAAUGAAAAGUGGUGUCCCAGUCUUUGCGGUCACCUUCCAAAUAGUGAAUACAGAUUGUGUGGACCAUCCUGCCCCAUUUCGUGUGGUGCCCUUGGUGACAAUUGUACUGAUCAGCUGACAUUUUGCAAUGAUGGGUGCUACUGUACAGAUGGCUAUGUUCUUGACAAUGACAAGUGUGUAACUCCCCCAGCAUCCACCUGCGGCUGUGUCAUGGACGGAAAGUACUACUCUGUUGGAAGCAGGGUCGUUAAUGAGGAUUGUAGUCAAGAGUGUAAUUGUCAAAGUGCUGGUGCAGAGAUGGCCUGUGAAGACUUAAACUGCCCCAUGAGCGGCAAGUGUGAAAUCCGGGAUGGCGUUAGAGACUGCUAUGUUGAUGGCUUUAGAAAGACUCCUAACAAUACAUGGGAAGAUAUUGAUGAGUGUGAAGAUGAAAUGUGUGGUGCCAACACAGAGUGCAUUAACACAGAUGGCUCAUAUAGGUGUGAAUGCCAAGACGGAUUUGAGAUGGUGCCCAGUGGAGAUUGCGUGAACAUCAAUGAGUGUAGCGAUGGAAAAGAUAACUGUGAUGCUGAUACAUCGACCUGUAAGGACAGAGACGGAGGCUACGACUGCCUCUGUAAGCAGGGAUAUACAAAGAAUGCAUCUAAUCAGUGUGAAGAUGUGAAUGAAUGUCAGUCUGGCCGAUAUGACUGUCACCGACCUUCAACUGUGUGUAAAAACAUCAACGGCGGCUUUGAGUGUGAAUGCAGGCAAGGAUACAAGAGACUCGACUCCAAACAGUGUGAAGAUAUUAAUGAAUGCGAUUCAGACAUCUGUGGAGAUAAUGCUCUUUGUGGCAAUACACAAGGAAGUUUCUCCUGUUCCUGCAAGGUUGGAUAUACAAAGAAAAAUAGCAAGUGUGAAGAUGUGAAUGAGUGUGAAACGUUAGAUGAGCCCUGUGGUGUGAAUUCUAAGUGUGAAAAUAUAGAUGGCAGCUAUAACUGCAACUGUAAUACAGGCUUCACAAAGGAUGCUGACAACAAAAACUGCAUAGACAUUAAUGAAUGCUCUGAAGACCAGCUUAACAGUUGUGAUGCUGAGAACAGCAAAUGUGACAAUACAGUGGGAUCGUAUACAUGUGGUUGCGAAGAUGGAUUCACGGGGGAUGGAGUUAACGUAUGCAAGGAUGUAGAUGAAUGCAGUAGACCUUUGAUCUGUGGCUACAUGUCCAGUUGCACUAACAUCCCAGGAAGUUUCAAAUGUGAUUGUGUGGAGGGAUUCGCAAGCCCCACCAGCAACAACAUGAACUGCCAGAAUGUUGACGAGUGCUCAGAAAAGACAGACGAUUGCCAUGAGGAUGCUAGUUGCACUGAUACUGUUGGAAGUUACUCUUGUUUGUGCAAUUUUGGCUUCAAAGGAGAUGGUAAAACUUGUACAGAUAUUAAUGAGUGUGCAGGUCCAGUGUGCGGAAGUAAUGAGGACUGUCAAAAUACGGACGGCGGCUACGACUGUAUUUGUAGAAUGGGAUACACAAAGGUCAAUGGUGUUUGCCGGAACAAUAAUGAAUGCGCAAAUAAGGACUACAAUGACUGUGAUGUGAAUGCAGAAUGUGUAGAUACUCCAGGAUCUUAUCAAUGCACAUGUAUCAGAGGAUACACGGGCAAUGGCUUGGAAGGAGACUGCACCUCCAUAGAUGAAUGUAGCAGUGAUGAUUUGUCACAGUGUUCGUCCAGGCAGAUCUGUGUUGACAGAGAUGAUGGCUUUGAUUGCCUGUGUAAACCUGGCUUCAAGGAGUACGGCAGAGACUGCACAGACAUCAGAGAGUGUGAUGAGGAUGACCUUAAUGAUUGUUCUCCUGAUGCUAACUGUAUUGAGGAAGAGGGCUCUCAUAGCUGUGAAUGCAGCGUGGGCUACACAGGCGAUGGCAUCUUCUGUAAAGAUGUUGAUGAGUGCUUGACUAAGUGUAAAGGACCCAAUCAAGUAUGCACUAAUGUGGAAGGCUCCUACACAUGCACAUGUGAAGAAGGCUUUGACCAGAUGCCUGAUGGAAGUUGUAAAGACAUUGAUGAAUGUGGGGACCCCAACCCUUGCCCUGAUGGCUUCACUUGUGAGAAUAUGGAAGGGACAUUUGAGUGUCGGUGCGAUCAACCCAUGACUAACACCGCCGGUGUUGUUGUUGAGUGUAAAGAUUUGGACGAGUGUGUGGACCUGCAAGAUUCAUGUGGUUCUGAGCAGACUUGUGAGAACACUGAUGAUGGAUACACCUGCAGCUGUGAAAAGGGCUAUGUUGUGUCUGGAGAUAACUGUACAGAUAUUGAUGAAUGUGAGGGAUCCCCAUGUGCAUCAAAUGCGGAAUGUAAAAACACAGUAGGGAGCUACAGUUGCAAGUGCAAAGAUGGAAUGCAGGAAAUUAAUGGUGUCUGUAAAGAUAUCAACGAAUUGAGGGUGACGUUGUAUUCCUGUUCUAAACAUGCCAUUUGUGUGAACACCAUUGGAUCCUUCAAAUGCAAUUGUAAAGAUGGCUAUUCAGGGAAUGGAAAGUUCUGUAAAGACGUAAAUGAGUGUGAAAUGAACAAUUUCUGUGAUGAAGCCGUUUCUGACUGCGUUAACAAUGAAGGGUCAUACCGUUGUGAUUGUAAAGAAGGCUACACUAAGGUUGGACAAAACUGUGUUGAUGUGGACGAGUGCUCACAAAGUGGAAUUUGCCAGGAUUUCUCCGAAUGCAUUAACACGGCCGGUUCGUACAAGUGUGAUUGCUUACCUGGAUACGAAGCAUCAGGAGACUCGUGUGUUGACAUUGAUGACUGUGCGUCUGUCACCUGCAUCAAUGGACAGUGUAAGGACAAAGUGAAUGACUUUGAGUGUGUCUGUAAUAAUGACUACUAUCUCCACUCAGAUGGAAUCACUUGCCUGGCCCCAGAGGAUUGCACUUAUGACAGCAGCAAGUGCAGUGCGAGUGCCAACAUGAUAUGUAAGCCCAACGGAGAUCGAUCGUCGUGCCAGUGCAAAGACGGUUUCGUUCAGACAUCUGAUGGAUGUGAAAACAAGAAUGAGUGUGAGGUGAAUGGAGAAGUUAUCUGUGGACGAAAUGAGCGCUGCGAGGACACAUUUGGAAGCUUUGACUGUGUAUGUGAUGAAGGAUUCAGUCGACCUAAACCUGACGCUGAUUGUGAAGAUAUUAAUGAGUGUGCAGAUGAUCCUUGUCCACUUCUCUCGGAAUGCAAGAACACUGUUGGUGGAUAUAACUGUGUCUGUGAUGAGGGGUACAAAAUGGUGACAGAUCCAGAAGACGACACCCAGUCAUGUCAAGACCUGAAUGAAUGUGAUGAGGAAAUGUAUAACUGUCCAUCUAACUCCGAAUGUGUAAAUGAAGUGGGCAGUUACACAUGCAGAUGCAAGAUUGGCUUCACUGGAGAUGAUUGUACAGAUGUCAAUGAGUGCACGAGUAAGGGCAGCUGUAGUCCAAAUGCUGUAUGCAGUAACAAUGAGGGCUCUUUCAUCUGCACAUGUUUGGAAGGCUAUGUUGGAAAUGGAAUUACAUGUGAAGAUCUUAAUGAAUGUAAUGCCGGUAGCCAUGACUGUGCUCAGAACGCGAGAUGUGUUAACCAUGAUGGUGGUUUCAGUUGUGUCUGUCGAGAUGGCUAUUCAGGUCACUGUGACGCCUGUGAAGACAUCAAUGAGUGUGCUACAGGCCUGGCCAAUUGCUCUGCACACUCUAAUUGUAUCAACACCCCUGGCUCCUAUGAUUGUGUGUGCUUGGAGGGUUUUACUGAGGAGGAGGGAGUUUGCCAAGGCACAAUUACCCAGGAGCUUCUCACUAAGAUAAUUGGCGUGAGCUUAUGGUCAGCUUGCUAUCACAGCACAAUUACCCAGGAGCUUCUCACUAAGAUAUUGAUGAGUGUUCACAAAAGGCAGACCUGUGUCAUGUUCAUGCCGCCUGCACCGACACGGAAGGAGGCUAUGAAUGUACAUGGCAAUAAUGGUUAUGCUGGCGAUGGAAUAACUUGUGAAGAGGUGUCAGCAUCCCAGUGUGGAACACUGACAUGUCAUGAGACAGCUGUUUGUGUUACUGACAACCUGUGCCAGUGUCCAGUUGGUUAUGCUGGUGUCCCCUUGGAGGGUAGUAAUGGUUGCCAAGAUUUGAACGAAUGCGAACAGGCAAAUGACUGUGAUCCAAAUGCUGAUUGUGAAAACUCUGACGGGUCUUAUGUCUGCGCGUGUCAAGACGGCUAUAGUGGCGACGGAAAAACAUGCACAAGUGACACACCUGUUGGCUGUGUAGAUAACUUGGACUGUGGCUACUUCUCUGAGUGUCUCAGUGAUGGAUCUUGUGCCUGUCACGAUGGCUUCCAUGGGGACAAUGGAAUCAAUUGCCAGGAUAUCAACGAGUGUGAAAAUGAUAUUGAUGGCCAGCUUUGUGGAGAGAACACAGGGUGCUACAACAAACAUGGAUCCUAUGAGUGCUACUGUUUAUUGGGCUACAGUUUCCUGAACACCUCCACAUUACCUGCCACCUGCUCAGAUGUCAAUGAAUGUUCCUUGAACAUUGAUGACUGUGAUGACCAGAUAGGCUCGUGUACCAACACAGACGGUGGAUAUCAGUGUUCGUGUCCCAGCAAUACUUUCUGGAAUGGUGUCUACUGUGAAGGAAGAGACUCUGAAGGGUGUACAGCUACCUGUUCAGAACGCCAGAUUUGUUCUGGUGACAUCUGUAUAUGCCAGUCGGGCUUCCAGAGAGUGAAUGAUGACUGUGAAGCUGUGCCUAAGUGUGAUUUGUGUGACACAAAUGCUGACUGCUCAUUUGACAAGAAUGUUGGCACGACUUGUACAUGUAGAAGUGGCUAUGAGGGCAAUGGUCGAUACUGUGGAGAUGUAAAUGAAUGUGCGGAUGGUGAAGUAGAAUGUGGGGAGAACUCGUACUGUGUUAAUGUACCUGGCACUGCCUACUGCAGUUGUGUGGCAGGCUUCGUUAUUAAAAAUGGAGUCUGUGUUCCUGAGGGAUCUGACACAGACCCCUGUUCCUGCGGUAGCAAUGGUUUAUGCGAGGAUGAAGCCACCAGAAAGUGCUCCUGUGAUUCAGGAUUCAUUUUCCAAGAAGACCUCAGAGUUGACCGCUGCAAAGACCUCAACGAGUGUAAAGCUGGUGGAUACUGUCAUUCUAAAGCAUCCUGCAACAACACCAUUGGUUCAUUCACAUGUCGGUGUUUACCUGGUUACACUGGUGAUGGCAAAAACAGAUGUGAGCGAAAUGACUGCGACCCUAAUCCAUGCGGGCGUGAUGCCACAUGUAGAAAUGUGGUUGGAGGUGGAUCCUUCUGUGAAUGUCCUUCUGGAUAUACCCUCGUAGACAAGGACUGUGUGAGAGAUAUUCCUGACUGUUCUAACAAUGGUGGGUGUGGAGCUAAUGCUCUGUGCACAGUGGAAUCUGACAAUGAAGUCACCUGUCAGUGUAAGGGAGGUUACGAAGGCUCGGGCUCCAGCUGUACAGAUGUCAAUGAGUGUGAAAAUCCUCUGGUUCAUGGGUGCCACAGCAAAGCAACCUGUUACAAUACUGAAGGUGGUCAUUAUUGUGAAUGUAACACCGGCUAUAGAGGAAAUGGACACCAUUGUGUCGAGAUCAACGAAUGUCAAGAAGAACUUGAUGAUUGCUCUGUGUUUGCUGAGUGUUUUAAUUUGGUGGAGUCCUACAGAUGUGUCUGUAAGGCAGGUUAUGAAGGAGAUGGCAAGACUUGUACCUUGAAACCAGGUUGCACUGUGAAUAAUAUGUGUAGUCCUGACGCCCAGUGCCUGCUGACUCCUGAAGGGUAUGCAUGUGUGUGCAAUUUCGGCUAUACAGGAGAUGGAAUGACAUGUUCUAAACUGAAUGAGUGUGACAAUCCUGAUCUGAACCACUGUCUGCCAAUGUACAACGUGAAAUGUAAAGAUUUGGACAUUGGAUACCGUUGUGAAUGUAAUGAUGGCUACCAACCUGUACCUGGCAGUUCUUCUGUGUGUGAAGACCUAAAUGAAUGUGCUGAUCCAGUUUUGACAAAUUGUGGUGACAAUUCAGAGUGCUCUAACGUACCUGGAAGUUUCCAGUGCGCUUGCAAACCAGGCUAUUCGGGAGACAAUGGACGUAACUGCAAAGAUGUAAAUGAAUGUGACCGCAAAGAAUUGAAUGAGUGUAGUGCAGAUGCCAAUUGUAAGAAUGUUGAUGGCAGUUACAUCUGCUCCUGCAAGGCUGGCUUUGUCGGAGAUGGUCUUACCUGCACAGAUGAUAAUGAGUGCCUAUCAAAGGAUGCUGACUGUCCAGCCAACUCUGUGUGUGAGAAUAAAAUAGGUGGUUACAACUGCCGAUGUCUGCCUGGCUAUGUAAGGGACGGUGAUGUCUGUAAGGAUGAGGAUGAGUGUAAUGUGCAACGUCCCUGCGAUGCAAACGCAGGUUGCACCAACACAGAUGGCAGCUUUACAUGCACUUGUAACGAUGGAUAUGUAGGCAAUGGCAGGCGCUGUGACAAGAUCAACCCAUGUGAUGAGCCAGGGGUUUGUCAUGCGAACGCCUCUUGUAAAACGGAAAACGAUAAAGCAGUAUGCACUUGUAAUCCAGGAUUCUCUGGCGACGGUGUCAAUGUGUGUGAUAGUACAGAUGAGUGUGCUACUGGCAAGGAUAACUGUCAUGACAAGGCUAUUUGCACAGAUCUACCAAAUGGCUUCGAGUGUGAAUGUAAGACAGGCUAUCAUGGAGAUGGGGUUACAAUCUGCGAAGAUAUUGAUGAAUGUGACCCACUCAGUGAAAAUGGUGGUGGUCAUGAAUGUGAUGGAGACAGCAGUACCUGUGAGAACACCGACGGAGGCUAUAACUGUCCUUGUAUUUAUGGCUACAAACAGGAAACACCGCGCACCUGUAAAAGGAUUGACUUAUGCGACACAGAUGCUAAUAACUGUCAUCAGAAAGCUACAUGCAAAGACGUUGCCAGGAAAGUGACCUGCGAAUGCAAUGAUGGCUACGAAGGCGAUGGACUGUUGUGCAAAGAUAUUGAUGAAUGCGUUGGAACACAUGACUGUCCUAAAGACACCACGUGCAACAACACGGAGGGAAGCUACAAGUGUGUUUGUGCAAACGGGUACACAUUGGAUGGAGAUGCCUGUGUUGAUGAGAAUGAGUGUGAUAAGGGUGUAGUGUGUGACACAAUUGCCACUUGUGCUAACAACAUUGGCUCUUACACCUGUGUCUGCCCUGUUGGCUUCACCCUGACUCCUGAUGGCAAAUGUAAAGACAUAAAUGAGUGUGACUUGUCCCCAUGCCAUGAGUUUGCUGAGUGUGUGAACACAGAAGGCUCCUUCACAUGCUCCUGUAUAUCUCCCAAGGUUGGAGAUGGCAUCACAUGUGGAGAUGUUUUGACCUGUGAUUCACUUUUAAGUGUGACAUGUGGAGAGAAUGCUAGUUGUACAGAUGCUGUGGGUCAUCCAUUCUGUGAAUGUGAUGAAGGCUAUGAAGGAAAUCCUGACAUUGGAUGUCAAGAUUUGGAGGAGUGUUUAGAGCCUCGGUGUUCCCCGGGGUCUGAUUGCAUAAAUCUACCAGGCAGCUACAAAUGUGAAUGCACAGUGGGCUACAGAGGAAAUUCUCCCAGCUGUUCAGACAUCGACGAAUGUCAAGAAGGCAAACCUUGUUCAGACAAUGAGAAAUGCAUCAACACAGAGGGCAGCUAUCAGUGUGUCUGCAGAGAUGGGUACGGAGGCAACCCAUGUGCUCCAGUUAACGAGUGCCUUUCAGCACCCUGUUUAAACGGCGCACAGUGUAUCGAUAAAAAGAUCGGGUACACCUGCAAGUGUACACCAGGUUUUGUCCUGAAUGAGGCUACAAUGACAUGUGAAGAUGUUGAUGAGUGCGACAGCUCUCCAUGUGAUGUUGAUAGGGCUAGCUGUCGUAACACUCAGGGAAGCUUCAAAUGCGAGUGUAAGACUGGAUACACAGACGUGAAUGGUGAUGGCAACAUCUGUAAAGAUAUCAAUGAAUGUGCACAAAAUGUGUGUGGUGAUAACACUGUUUGCACAAACCUCGCUGGAAGUUAUUCGUGCAGAUGUAAAUCUGGCUAUGCAGACAGUGGUGAUGGUUGUAAAAAUAUCGAUGAGUGUGUUAAUGACGUCUGUGGUCAAGACAAUUGUGUCGAUUCACCUGGCUCAUAUACAUGUGUUUGUGAUCGUGGUUACGUAAAGGUCGGAGAAAAUUGUGAAGAUGUCAACGAGUGCCAAUCCAGUGAAAGCUUGUGUGGUCAGAACGCUUUCUGCCGAAACAUUCCUGGCUCAUUCGAAUGUCCAUGUGAAGAGAAGUAUGAGAAGGACGCUAGUAACAGAUGUGUCCCUAUUGACCCGUGUCCAGCCAGCAACUGUGCCCCUGCUCCCCGAGGCGUCUGUACUCCAAAUGGAGUGGACUACACAUGUAGUUGUAACCCAGGUUACGAAGGCAUAGGUUGUGAAGAUAUCGACGAAUGUGCAAAGGGCAUUGCUUCGUGUCCAAAUGGCAAAUGUGUUAACAUUCCAGGCCGCUAUGUUUGUGAGUGUGAGUCUGGCUGGGAGCUUGAGAACGGAGCAUGUGUGGAUAUCGAUGAGUGUCUGUUGCCAUCAUCUGCUGCUAAUGCUGCUCGAUGUGGAGACAGGCAGUACUGUGUGAAUUCACAGGGAUCCUUCAGCUGUGAAUGUAAGCUGGGCUACAUAUCGAAAGGCGGCGUCUGUGAAGACAGAGAUGAGUGUGAGGAAAACAAGUGUGAUGCCAAUGCAGACUGCUUCAACACGGAGGGGUCGUACAGGUGUGAUUGUCAUGACGGUUACAGUGGAUCAGGCAGAACCUGCAUAGAUGACAAUGAGUGUAACCUCUACCCUGGAAUCUGUGGGCCUGUGGCCGUGUCUCUUUGCACUAACUUACUUGGAGGAUAUAGCUGUGAUUGUCUACCUGGCUAUGAACUCGUUAACAACAAGUGCACAGAUAUCAAUGAAUGUGAACGAUUCAGUAACUUGUGUGGUUCCCGUGGUAACUGUGGUAACACUGAAGGCAAUUACAUCUGCUCCUGUCCUGAGGGCUUCAUCUUCCAAGAUGGAGACUGCAAAGAUAUCAAUGAGUGCCAAACCGACUUGUUCAACUGUGAUGUGAAUGCUGAUUGUGUCAACCAAAUAGGAUCCUUCAAAUGUACAUGCUAUGAUGGUUACCAUGGCGAUGGGCGUACCUGCACUAAGAUCUGCCGGGAGGGUGUCUGUCCCGAGAGGGCCACAUGCUCUGUGGUGAAUAACCAGGCUGUCUGUGAUUGUAAGUGUCAUGGGCCUCGCUGUUCCGUCCCUGGUCACGUCUGCGGCUCUGACCGCCUCACCUACACCUCGGAGAGUCAGCUGAUCAUUGCCGCGUGCGCUCUGGACAAAGACAUUGUCAGAGACUAUGACGGUCCCUGUCAGGAUUCGUGUGAGUUGGUGGACUGUCCUAACCACCAGGUUUGUACUCUGGACCCAGCUGAUAAUCGCCCUACCUGUGACUGCCCAGUCUGUACAUGGGAUGAGAAGAACACAGGUCCAUUGUGCACCAACAAAAACAGGGCUUUUAACAGUCUGUGUCAUUUCAAGAGGUGGCAGUGUAGACACCCACACGAUGAUUCUGUUGUGUCCCAGUACGGUGCUUGCCCCGGGGAUACAGGCUGCCAAGUGAGUGACUUUGGCCCGUGGUCUCCAUGCAGCGUGACUUGUGGAAAUGGCAUCAAGAAGAAGACGAGGACAGUUAUACUCUCAGACGGCAGUGAUUGCCCACCUCUGGAACAAGUAGCCCAGUGUUACGAGCCUCCCUGUCAAGACGGUCCGUGCCAUGUGUGCACCCAGGUGGGUCAGGUAUGUGUGGUGGAGAACGGUGCAGCAGUCUGUGUCUGCCCUGACUGCAGUGGACAGGACAGAGAUCCAGUCUGCGCUAAGAUCAGCGACAGGCCCGCAGCCACCUACAUCAACAGGUGCCAUCUGCAGCGCAAGGCUUGUUUAGAAGGCAAGAUCUUCACAGAGAUACAUCCAGGAUAUUGUGGGGUGGAUAACCCAAGUGAACCACUGAACUGCUCUGUGGUCUAUCACUUUGGCAAUGUGAGAACACCCGAAAACUGCCUGACAACCAAGCCUCACUCGGUCAACAAAUGCAGUGGCGGAUGUGGUAAUGUAGCAGGACAGUGUUGCCGACCCAAAACCGUGCGCCAAAUCCAUGCCGAAGUGGUGUGUCCAGAUACAAACAGGAAGGUUGUCAAAAUCCCGCUGAUCACAAAAUGUGAAUGCGAUGCAUCAGAGGGAGAGAGGACCGAAGAGGCCAGCACAACAUACCAGGGAUACAAGUUCCUCUAUGGUCAACUACAAUUGUCGGCUGGAGAUGAAUAAAUUAAUUCUGAAUGUUACUUAUGUG